This is a messenger RNA of Nicotiana tabacum (common tobacco), 853 nucleotides long. The record is from RefSeq and is a predicted model, not a curated record. NCBI's taxonomy places the organism in Eukaryota, Viridiplantae, Streptophyta, Magnoliopsida, Solanales, Solanaceae.
AUAAAGAUAGUGGUCCAAGGACAACAAAUGACGUGAAGCUUAUUAAUGCUGGAAGGAUUCUUGAAAAUAGUAGAACUCUCGGUGAAUCCAGACUUCCCGUUGCUGAAGUUCCAGGAGGUGUCAUCACUAUGCAUGUUGUUGUACGGCCUCCCAUUCAUGACAAAAACAAUGAUAAGCUGAAGGAGGAUUCUCCUACAAAAGGAGGGUGUGCAUGUACAAUCUUGUAAUUCACCUGACCCAGUAAUGGAAUUGUUCCACUUUGGUUAUAUAUAUUUCGUGGCUCUAUAUAUUUUUCAGUAGGCGAGUCUUUUGGAUGCAUUAACAAGUAUCCUAAAAGUAAAAGUGAAAAAGAAAAAGAUAUAAAAAGAUUUAGAAUGGAGGGAUACCAUGUAGUCUCUUGAUAUACGAAGUUGAUGCACUACUUUUAGGACCUUUGUGUAAAGAAUGUAAUUGUUCGUUUUUAAAGAUGUUUCAAGCGGUGGUAGUGGUGGUGGAGUACUAAAGAAGAGGGACUCGGGGAAAGAGAAGAAGAAACAUAAGCAAUAGAAAAUCUAUAAAACAGAUUAUAGUUUUGUUUUGUUUUGUUUUAUUUCAUUUAGUUUGGGAUUUUAUGGUGUUAUCAUAAAGGAUUUCCAAGUUUCGCAAAGGAACGGUUCACAGAUCAAAUGUACUCAGAAAUCUGGCUGCACUUUGCCUUAGUGAUGCAUCAAGUCGAGCACAUCAGUAUAAAUUGUUUCAGUUAUAUCUCCUAUGUUGGAUAUGAAUUUCCUUCUCACACUGAAGUCUUAAGAAACAAGCUUGCCCUUAUUCUUACAACAAUUGACAUGUGAAACAUGUGUUCUCUCUUUGUCUC